GAGAAUAGUGAGUUAUGGGGAGCUAUGGGAAAUGAUAAGAAGGUGAGUCUACUAGACUCAAUCACCGAUACUUUAGAGUGUGCAAUUUGCUCAGAGAUAAUGCAUGUUCCAUUUCUAGCAUCAUGUGGACAUUCAUUCUGUUAUGGAUGCUUAAAGUCAUGGUUUGAGAAUAAGGUGAAUUGUCCGACAUGUAGGAAAGAUUUUGAAUAUGCUCCAGUGAUCAAUCUUCAAUUAAAGCAAAUAAGUAAGAAUAUAUUUCAAAUGAUGCUUGAAUUAAGUAAAGAAGAUACCAAACCACGAUUAAGACAUCAAACGAGUAUGCUAGAAGAGUACGAAGAUGAUUUUGCAAAUAAGAGGUUAUUUGGCGAUGCAUUUAAAUCAACGUUAACGUUAAUCGAUCGAUCCGAUGGGGUACCUAGAUGUGGGAAUUGUCAUUGGGAAGCACACGGGUCCAGCUGUUUACAUUGUGGUAGUCGGUUUCGUAUACCUCGAGAUGAUGCUUAUUAUGAUUCUGAAGAUGGUGAUGCUUAUAAUGAAGAUGAAGAAGAAAUUGUGUUAUACGGAGGUAGACAUGGAGAGGAUGACGAUGAAGGAGAACCAAAUGAAUAUGAUUCCCAAGAUAGUUUCAUAGAUGAACGAGACAUGGCGGCAAUUUCAAAUGAUCUCAACGAUAGCGAAAAUGAUUAUUUAUCAUCAGGAGAUAAUAACUCGGUUAGUGGGGGAACUAGUUGGAGAGGAUUUGAUGAUGAUGAUGAAUCAGUGCAAACUCGGGAUUCUGAACCUUUCGUGGAUGGAAGAUUAAGGGACCUUUUACUGCAAGAACAUGAACAUGACAUGCAACAGGCAGCCUACGAUGAUUCUGACGACGACAGACCUAUACAGAGACGGGGUGUUAUUCACAUAUCGAGUGACGAAGAA
Hyphopichia burtonii NRRL Y-1933 is the source of this 918-nucleotide messenger RNA. RefSeq names its product ubiquitin-protein ligase. NCBI's taxonomy places the organism in Eukaryota, Fungi, Ascomycota, Pichiomycetes, Serinales, Debaryomycetaceae. The annotation marks the transcript as partial. The transcript has a single exon. Gene Ontology annotation, cellular component: nucleus; Rad6-Rad18 complex. The record is from RefSeq and is a predicted model, not a curated record. Gene Ontology annotation, biological process: DNA damage tolerance; protein monoubiquitination. Gene Ontology annotation, molecular function: ubiquitin protein ligase activity; metal ion binding; single-stranded DNA binding.